Messenger RNA from Pistacia vera, 1366 nucleotides. RefSeq names its product carboxy-terminal domain RNA polymerase II polypeptide A small phosphatase 1-like. The record is from RefSeq and is a predicted model, not a curated record. NCBI's taxonomy places the organism in Eukaryota, Viridiplantae, Streptophyta, Magnoliopsida, Sapindales, Anacardiaceae. The coding region runs from base 44 to 991 and encodes 315 amino acids. Gene Ontology annotation, molecular function: phosphoprotein phosphatase activity. The transcript has 6 exons.
ACCAGAAUAGAUCCGACUCAGAUUACUGAUCAUAUUCAUAUUGAUGGCGGAGAUGGAGAUGGGUCAGAUCGAAGUAUGUGUACCCCGGUCCGUACAAGUGUGGAGAGGAUUAAUUAAUUGGGUCGCGUUUUUGUUUCAGAUUUUUCUUCAGAUCCUCAGAGGCACGCCUUCCUUUAUCUCUUAUAUAGUAGGUCUUAGAAGUAGACACGUGUCACUUUUUGUUCCUUCUCCUUCUUUUAAGCCCUUGCCUGUCUUUGAAGUUGAACUCCCUGUUCAAGAGUCUUCAGUGGUCCCCACUCACGUGGCUGCCGUUCACGGUAGUGUCGGUGAUGAUGGUGGUGGUGACGAGCACGCAACCGAGAAGCUCACUGUGGUUCUUGACUUGGACGAGACUCUAGUGUGUGCAUAUGAGACAUCUAGCUUGCCAGCCAUUAUUGGUACUCAAGCAACCGAAGCUGGGUUGAAGUGGUUUGAAUUGGAAUGCUUGUCUUCGGACAAGGAAUAUGAUGGAAAACCAAGGAUCAAUUAUGUUACUGUGUUUGAACGACCCGGUUUGCAUGAGUUCUUAAAACAACUUCAUGAGUUUGCAGAUAUUGUUCUCUUCACUGCUGGCCUUGAAGGUUAUGCUAGACCACUUGUUGAUAAAAUAGAUGUGGAGAACCGAUUUAGCCUUCGUCUUUAUCGACCCUCAACUGUUAGCACAGAAUACCGAGAACAUGUGAAGGAUCUGACCUGUUUAACUAAAGAUCUCUGUCGAGUUGUAAUUGUUGAUAACAAUCCCUUCAGUUUCUUGCUACAACCACUGAAUGGAAUACCAUGCAUUCCAUUCUCCACUGGACAGCCAUAUGAUGAUCAGCUUUUGGAGGUCAUUCUCCCACUCCUCAAGCAUCUCUCUCUGCAGAAGGAUGUUAGGCCUGUACUUUACGAGAGAUUCCGAAUGCCUGAGUGGUUUCAAAUGCAUGGAAUACCUGCUGCUGGUUUGACAGUGUGAAAACAAAUAAGUUAUAUUUGGAAUAGCUAUCAUUCGUUGUUGGGCACCUGAGUAGAUUGGCCUUAUAUGGCGGCAUUUCAAGAGCAGAUGUAGCCAGUUGUAUAUUAUCAUUAUGUUUAAAGGUGCCAUUGAGACUCAGAUAUGCUUGGUACAAGUAGCUGCAAGUGCCAUUGCAUCUCUGAGAAUAUAUGUGUGCCGCCCCUUUGUGAAAAUCCAGUGCUCUUAAAUUCUUUUGUAAUUAGGUGCACUCCCAUCUUGUGUCAAUAGUUAUGAAAGGUUUCACAAAUUGUUGUAAGAAGCUAUCAUGCUUGUCCCCAUGACAACAAUGCUGUAUGAAAUGCCAAUGCUUUAUUAUUUCAUUCUUGCAGCGGGAAA